This is a messenger RNA of Rubroshorea leprosula, 1581 nucleotides long. The record is from the annotation of a GenBank genome assembly. Lineage: Eukaryota; Viridiplantae; Streptophyta; Magnoliopsida; Malvales; Dipterocarpaceae.
CUUUAUAAAUUCUCCAACCUUUUUUGCACUCCAUCUCAUAUAAAAAAUGGCACAAUCCCACACCUUCAAGAUUCUUGAGAAGAGCUACAUUUCUCCCCCAGUUGGCUUUAUUCCCCCAACAACUCUCCCUCUUAUAACAUUCUUUGACAUACCAUGGUUCCAGUCUCCUCCAAUGCACAGCCUUUUCUUCUAUCAUCACCCUUACCCUACCUUACACUUCACAGAAACUACUCUCCCCAUUCUUAAACACUCCCUCUCCCUAACUCUACAAUAUUUCUUCCCUCUUGCUGCUAACAUCUAUUGCCCUCCGGCACCCCUCAAGCCCGAUAUCCGCUAUAUUGAAGGCGACUCUAUCUUUUUUAGUGUUGCAGAAUCCACUGAAGAUUUCAACCAUCUCAAAGCUAAUUACUUGCGAGAUGUCAAACUGUUACACCCGUUUGUCCCACAAUUGCCUGUCGCACGUUUAUUAUCUGAUGGCACCCAUGUAUUCCCUAUCAUGGCCUUACAGGUGACUGUUUUCCCAAACUUUGGAAUUUGUGUUGGGGUAACACAUUGCCACAUGGCAGCCGAUGGGAUUUCCUUGAUGCAUUUCAUGAGAUCAUGGGCGUCCGUUUGUAAGUCAAAAGGAGAACUAGCAUGCCUUGACCCCAAGUCAUUACCUUCUCAUAGUCGAGAGGUGAUUAAAGACCCUUGUGGGUGUGACGCCAUUUUCCUAGAGGAGUAUUGGAAAUGGAUAUCAUCUGGGAGGGUGAACCCAGUCCAAAACCAUGAUGAAAAGCCCAACAUGGUCCGAUCCACAUUCAUAAUGACCCAGGCUCAUAUCAAUAAACUUAAACAAUGGGUCAGAACUCUAUGCAUGAAUAAUACCACCUCUGAACAAAUUCAUGUAUCCACUUUUGUUCUGACCUGCGCCUUCAUGUGGGUUUGCUUGAUCCAAUCUGAGAAGAAUGAAUCCGGUAACGUUGACGACAAUUCCAUGUACUAUUUUAUUUUUGCUGUGGAUUGUCGGGACCGUGUGAACGAGUUUCCGUUGUCAUCAACAUACUUUGGAAACUGUACAGCGCCUGGGAUCGUGAAAGUGAAGAAGAGUGAGCUUAUUGGGAAGAAUGGGAUUCUCAUGGCGGCGAAAGCAAUAGGAAGCAAAGUGAAGGAGAUGGAGGGGGAACUACUAAAGGGAGCUGAUAGGUGGUUGUCGAAGCUGGAGGAAAUGGUCCGAUCAGGGCAUCUCACCGCAGUUUCAGGGUCACCGAAGAUGCGUAUAUAUGAUGUUGAUUUUGGAUGGGGAAAACCUGAAAAGGUUGAUUUUGUUCACAUUGAUUCUGGCGGAACUUUAGGGAUUUCUGAGUGUAGAAAUGAAGAAGGUGGGAUCGAAGUUAUGUUGGCUUUGAGUGUGGUCCAGAUGGAUGCCUUUACUUCUAUCUUUGAACAAAACUUGAAGCUUUUUUCAUAAGUUUUUGAAUUUAUAAAUUCAUUGUUUAAAGUUUGGGUGGUUCACUUAAAAAAUAACAGGGUAAAAAGUGUUUUGGUGUUCAUCUAUCUUUCUUGCCAAAAAAUUUGUUUUAAAAAAAAUUGUUCAAGUGU